GAAGAAACCGCAGCAACACCAGUGACUUUUCUAGAAAAGCCAUGGCGAGCUCGGGAUGCCCACUGCGCGGGAACAAGACAGAGAGCCGUCCCCUGCGGUCUGAAAAUGGUGAGGUGUUAAACCCUCGCAAUAUGAUGCCUGAGAUGCCACAGACACCUGCGGCGUCUCAAAGCAUUGACUUAAAGAAAGACCGCGAAGUAUCUUCGAUCCCAAAGACCGGGGAGUCUGGCAACUGGGUGUAUCCUUCACCUCAGCAGUUCUAUCAUGCCCUCCUUCGAAAGAACAAAGAGGCAGAGGCUGAGGCCAUGGAUGACGUGGUUUACGCCCACAACGUGACCAACGAGCGGUCUUGGAAAGCGAUCUUGGACUGGGAGAAGCUUCACGCCAAGUCUUGCCCGUCGCAGAAAAAAAGGAUCGGACGUCAAAGAAACAGGACGUCUUACAGGACUCCCAGCUUGCUUCGCUUCGUGGGGCGGCAAAAAGAUCUCAGCUGGGGUGGCUGGUGGUCCAAGACGCUCUCCUACAGAGGUGUGCCCUUUGACCGGCACGACUGGUUUGUGGACCGCUGUGGAGAACGUACGGUGCGCUAUGUGAUCGACUACUAUGAUGACUCAAAAGCAGGUGAUGCCGAGGAUUUGCAGAUCACAGUGGAGGCCAGGCCAGCGAUCGACAGCGCAGGUGACCUCCUCGACAGACUGAGAAGACCAGGAUGGCAGCUACGACGCAUGUGGGCUGCUUUCUUUGGCGGUGGAGGCAGAGGUCAGUGACACGUUCACAUCAAAGCUCUGGAAUAAUGUCAACUGGGGCGAGUGGCGUAGAACGAGCGUAGCAUGAACGUAGCAUGAGCGGCGUAACGUGGGUCUCGAUGCGAGUCUCCACACUGUACACUGUGCACAGCCCUUGAAACGGCCUUUCUUGCUCACAACGUGACAGGAUGUGCAGUUUUUUCCGCAGUUGGACAGAUCUUGGACUGCCUUGGCCGAAAAGAAAGCUUUGAUCAAUCGGAGUCGAGGUGGUCGUGGUGAUUUUGUCGACCUUUGGCAUUUCGUGCUGGUCGGGCUCACUCUGGGGAAUGGUUAAGACAUGCUGG
This is a messenger RNA of Durusdinium trenchii, 1090 nucleotides long. The record is from the annotation of a GenBank genome assembly. Lineage: Eukaryota; Dinophyceae; Suessiales; Symbiodiniaceae.